AUGGCAUGUAAAAGCAGUAAAAUAUCAAAAUACAUUAAUUAUACAAUUAAAGUUACUACCAUUGAAGGAAGAAAUUUUGUUGGUAAGUUUUUAGCAUUUGAUAAAUAUAUGAAUAUGAUUUUGUCUGAAACUAUUGAAAAAAGAACAGUUAUGAAUAAAAAAACACGCGAAGAAAAAGAGAUUGAAAGGUCUUUAGGACUGAUGUUAUUACGAGGUGAUUGUAUUCAAGGAUAUACUGUUUUAUCACCACCACCUAAAAGAAAACAACAAAACUUUGUUCCAAAUGUUGUAAAUACUUCAGUUAUUACUGCUGGUCCACAAGCAAAUCCAUCUUUAGUUGCACCAACUAGAGGUGUUGGAAUUCCUCAACCAAUGAUGGGAGGUAUUCCUAUUCCUUCAUUGUACCCUCAAAUGGGGGUUGUUCCUCCAGGACAAAUUCCUGUUCCUGGAGUUAUUCCAGGUGUUCCACCAAUGAUUCCAGGAGCAAUUCCACCUGGAAUUCCAAUGUAUCCACCAAUGGGAAUGAUACCACCGAUGGGUCCUCCACCUCAAAUGAAUCCAAUGAUGCCACAACCUCAACCAAAUGGAACAAAUCCAACAGAUUCAGCUGAUAAUUGA
Messenger RNA from Entamoeba dispar SAW760, 618 nucleotides. Its product is annotated as small nuclear ribonucleoprotein-associated protein B, putative. Lineage: Eukaryota; Evosea; Mastigamoebida; Endamoebidae. Gene Ontology annotation, biological process: mRNA splicing, via spliceosome. The transcript is spliced from 3 exons. The record is from RefSeq and is a predicted model, not a curated record. Bases 1 to 618 code for a protein of 205 amino acids. Gene Ontology annotation, cellular component: U5 snRNP; U1 snRNP; U4/U6 x U5 tri-snRNP complex. Gene Ontology annotation, molecular function: RNA binding.